GGUGACUGAACACGUUGGUAGUGCGUUUGUUGUGUGCGGAAAUUUAUAUUUAAGCAUGUUACAGAACACUACAACGUACAACCAAAAUGGAGAAUUAUUCUACAAACAAGGCAGACCACACUUUUUCACAAAAGCGUGUGUUACUUUGUGCCUUGUGAGGUAUAAGCGUAAUAAUGCCGGUGCUGAAUUCAGCGUAGAAUUUACAAAACUAAGUAGAGCUUUCCAGUUUCCUGGAAAGAAAAGCCUACAUUCCGAAGACAUGGCGCUGAGUGAAAUUAUGAGGACCGAGUGGACACAUGGCUGUGCAGCCAUCACAGUUGAGUUGUACAGCUCCUUCUCGCCGUGCGAGGAAUGCUGUACUCUGCUACAGGAUUUCAUUAAACAGCGCCCACGUUGCCGAGUGUUCGUCGCCUUCACGUGUGUGUAUCGAGGUGGUGACCGCAGACACAGCUGCGCCCUCCAGAAGCUGAACGGAUGCAGUAACGUCCAGCUGCUGGACAUUUUCACGGCCAAGGAGUGGCGUCUGCUGCGGGACAGACAGCAACUGUUUCUGUCACCAGUGGCGUUCCAUGUCACGCUAAUGUGGGACUGCUAUUGGCGAAGGAAACUGAUAGAAAUAUUAACCAUCAGUCCUCAAAUGGCUGUGAAUACUGGAAUGGUUCUGGGCACCGUAGAACCCCAAACGAGCGAUAUUACAACGGAUGGGGUGUCGCCAUCACGAAGGGGACUUCCUGACAUUACUGACCAUUAUAACUUCGGUUACGUUGCUACAGAGGACGAACUGAAAGUCAUGGAUGAUUUGGUAAAAGAUGCCAUGAGAAGAGAAGACAGGAAACAUCUUAUAUUGUCGGUAUCUCUAACGGUUGCUAUAGUAGCCUUCUUCAUAUACGUUCUUAUUCAUCUCGUGUGAAUCAGAGAAUCACUGCAUAAAAUGAGGAAACUAACAAGACUGUACGGUGUCUGUCUGUGAAGAAUUAGUCGAAAUGACUAGAAAAGUUCGACAAAACUCACACGGUUUCAUUCAUACCAGUUCUUCAUAGAAUUGCAGGGCAUAAUGCCAGUUAUGUUACGCAUUGCCAAGUGUCUGAUGUGAGUGGCCUGUACAGACAUGUUUGCGAGUUAUUUGUACAUCGUCUUUAGGUGACUCACUCGCUCACUCAUGAGGCUGAGCCCUUCUGAAGAAGCUGCCAAUUGUGCAGCUACUCAAGAACUUCCC
Molecule: messenger RNA, 1216 nt
Organism: Cryptotermes secundus
Lineage: Eukaryota; Metazoa; Arthropoda; Insecta; Blattodea; Kalotermitidae
Exons: 4
Coding region: 56-910 (284 amino acids)
Source: RefSeq, a predicted model, not a curated record